AAACCACAAGCAUGCAGUAUAAAGUUCAGAGCAGAAUACAGCAGUUUGGGACUCAAUACUGCAAACAACAUAUGCAAUUUUAGUCAUAUAUAUAUAGUUCCAUAUUUUAAGUAUUUCAGGGUUGAAUAUGAGUUAUUUAAUAUGUGGGCUUGAAUCUGAAAGUAUGUGUAUAUGUUAUUAAAUAAUUUUUAUGUGACAAGGUUCUAGGUGUGUUAUGAUCAAAUAUAAAGAGAAUUGUCUGGAACUGAAGAGUUUAAAGUAAUCUACUGACUUCUGGCUAUUUGAUUAAACUUCAGAUUGGGCUUUAAACAGAAAACGUGCAAUAUGAGGAAUGGGAUCCAGCCAGAAAGAAGUGAUUGAGCAGUGAAGGCAAUUAAAAGUCUGGAGGAUUUGAUUUCAAAGCACACUACAAAUUUCAAAGAAAGCAAAUCUACAUGAAGAGCUGCAAAGGGAAUUGAUUUGAGAAGAUACAGCAUUUGCAAAAAUGUCUUCAAGUUGUGUGACUUCAGUGUUUGCUUUGAUGGUUUUGUGCUUUGCAGCUGCAGGUCCUGUGCCUCUCAGUGAAUGUGUCUUAUCGCCUGUUAACAAUUCACACCCAGUCCAUGCCUUAUUGGAAAGUUUUACCGUCUUAUCUGGCUGUGCAAGCCGAGGCACGACGAACCUGCCACAAGAAGUGCACAUCCUCAAUCUCAGAAACCCUGAGGAGGGUCUUGGCCAUCACGAAAGAGAGGUCACAUUACAUUUGAAUCCAAUUUCAUCGGUGCAUAUUCACCAGAAGCCUUUGGUGUUUCUUCUCAACUCUCCUUUGCCUUUGGUCUGGAAGCUAAAAACAGAAAGACUGGCACAUGGAAUCCGAAGAGUUUUCUUCGUGUCUUUGGGUUCCGUUGUUCAGUUUGAGAAGGGAAAUUUCUCCUUGUCAGCAGAAACAGAAGAGAAGUUUUUUCCUGAGAAGAAUGAACAUCUGCUACAAUGGGCCCAGAAGGAAUAUGGAGCAGUAACAUCUUUCACUGAACUUAAAAUAUCAAGAAACAUCUAUAUUAAAGUAGGAGAAGAUCAAGUUUUUCCUCCCUCGUGCAACAUUAAAAAGAAUUUUCUCUCUUUAAAUUACCUUGCGGGAUACCUUCAACCAAAGCCAGCAGAGGGGUGCCUUAUGUCUAACUUAGUCCAAGAAAGAGAAGUUCAUAUCAUUGAACUAAGCACUCCAAAUUCCAAUCCUAACAGUGCUCUCCAGGUGGAUAUAAUCGUUGACAUUAAACCAUCUCAGCCAGGCGCCAGACUUGUCAGAGAUGUCGUACUUAUCCUCAAGUGUAGAAAGUCUGUCAAUUGGGUUAUCAAGUCUCAUGAUGUCCAGGGAAAGCUGGAAGUGAUUACAUCAAAUAGUAUUGGUUUUGGAAAGGAAACAGAACGGUCCAUGACUAUGAGUAAAUCAGUAAUACCUGAUAUUCCCUCAUCACAUGAGAGUUUGAUCAAGUGGGCUUAUGAGCAUAACUAUAGUCCAGUUACUUCCUACACAAAAGCCCCUGUUGCUAACAGAUUUCAUCUGCAACUUGAAGAUACAGAAGAGAUGAAUGACGAAGAAGACCAUUCCCUUCCUCCAGAGCUGACAGAAUUGCUGGGAGCUAAUCCACUGCCUGCUCCAAAGAAUCCUGCACUAAGUGAUGGCCUGACUUUUCCAUUUCACAUUAACAGAGGAAGGCAUGACACAGUGGGAGAAGAAAUCUUCCCGUCCAGGCACUCAGUAGAUACGUUAAUAAAUCAUGACUUUGGACAUUCCCUCUCAAAACAUAAAGAACCAGAAGAGGUUCAGGGCAGUGCUGAUGUGGCCCUGUCAAUAAAGUGUGAUGACAAAGCCAUGACAGUAGCUGUAGAAAAAGAUGCUCUGCAGGCCAGUGGCUACACACGGACAGAGCUCUCGCUGCUGGAUCACUCUUGCAAAGGCAGGAUGAAUGGCACCCAUUUCAUUUUGGAGUCUGCGCUGAACCAGUGUGGGACUCGGACAGCAUAUAUCUUGAACAAGAUCGUUUAUUUUAACUCUAUUGUCAUUCAGCUGUCAUCACCAGCUGAAGGCAGCAGCUUUGAUGAUGAUGACAUGGAAUCGGGUGAUAAUGGUUUUCCAGGGGAUGCUGAUGAGGGAGACGUUUCUUUCUCAAGCUGGCCUGAAAUAGCGUUUAAUUGCACACUGCACCAGCCAGAGGAUGACAGAGGCAUAUUCUGGCCUCCUGAACCGCACAUCACCAAUGUGACCUUCAACAUGGAGCUGUACAAAACAGAUUUGUUCCUUGCUCCCUCCCAAGGACUCUUCUCUGUUGCUGUGAAUGGGCCAGUAUAUGUAGAGGUGUCUGUGACUAAAGCUGACAGAUCCUUGGGCUUUGCCAUUCAAACAUGCUUUGUUUCCCCGUUUUCAAAUCCAGAUAGAAUGUCUGACUAUACCAUUAUAGAAAACAUUUGUCCUAAAGAUGAAUCUGUUAAAUUCUACAGUAUUGAGAAGGUGAACUUUCCAGUACCACAUGUACAGAGGAACAAAAAAAGAUUUAGCUUUGUGUUUAAACCAAUGUUCAACAUCUCACUGCUCUUUCUUCACUGCGAGUUGACUUUGUGUACAAAUAAAGACAAAGAUACUCAAGGACUGCCAAAGUGCAUUCCUCCUGAUGAAGCUUGCACCUCUCUCAAUGUGGAUAUGAUCUUGGCCAUGAUGCACAACAAGAAAACCUUCACCAAGCCCCUUGUAAUAACACAUGAAGGAAAACAAGAAGAUCCUUCCCUUCCAAAGCCAAAUGUGAGACAGCCACCUGUGUUCUACGGGCUGGACACGCUGACUGUGGUGGGCAUUGCCUUUGCAGCCUUUGUGAUCGGGGCCCUGCUGACCGGAGCGCUCUGGUUCAUCUACUCUCGCACAGGGGAAACAGCAGGAAGACAGCAGGUCCCAACGUCCCCGCCAGCGUCCGAGAACAGCAGUGCAGCUCACAGCAUUGGCAGCACACAGAGCACCCCCUGCUCCAGCAGCAGUGCCACCUAACCUGGGGGGACACAGCUGAGGAGCAGAAUAGGAGCACACAGGUUCCAAGGACUGUGUGUGGACAUCAGCUUUUUAUAGUUAAAAGGGUUGUUUUGGUUGCUUCUGAAGAAAAUGAGGAGGGAUUUUUCUACAGGAG
Messenger RNA from Empidonax traillii (willow flycatcher), 3152 nucleotides. RefSeq names its product transforming growth factor beta receptor 3 (gene TGFBR3). NCBI's taxonomy places the organism in Eukaryota, Metazoa, Chordata, Aves, Passeriformes, Tyrannidae. The coding region runs from base 485 to 3016 and encodes 843 amino acids. The record is from RefSeq and is a predicted model, not a curated record. The transcript is spliced from 17 exons.